AUGGUGCUCGCGCUGGCACCGCUCUCGCGCACCGCUCUCGCGCCUCCUCGCGCGGCCGUCGUCCUGCAGGACCCCUCGUCCAAGGCGCUCGACAGCACGCCUCCCGUCUUUUCCGUGGUCGAAGACACCGUCCCGGUUCCCGACCCGCCCAACUUCUCUCCGAACGCAUAUGUGCAAACCUUGCCCGGAAUCUCUGGCCCGCUCGGCUUCUUCGACCCGGCAGGGUUCUGCGGCGACAACAAUGGCGCCGACGGCAGCGCCACCCUGGGCAAGGUGAAGUUUUACCGCGAGGUCGAGCUGAAGCACGGCCGCGUCGCGAUGCUCGCUUCGCUUGGCUUCCUAGUGGGUGAGAACUUCCACCCACUCUUCGGCGGCAACAUCGACGUGCCGUCCUACGUUGCGUUCCAGCAGACGCCGCUGCAGGUCUUCUGGCCGGCCGUCGUGUUUGUGAUUGCGAGCCUGGAGGUCUUCAGCGUCUUUACGUUUGAGGACCCCAACGUCGAGGGCUGGGCGAUCCGGGCCGACCAUGAGCCCGGCACGCUGGGCAGCAACAACCGCCGCUGGGACCCGCUCGGCCUGGCGCCGUCUGACCCGGCCGAGUUCAAGGCGAUGCAGACGAAGGAGCUGAACAACGGCCGGCUCGCCAUGAUUGCCAUCGCCGGCAUGAUCGCGCAGGAGCUCGUCACGAAGACCAAGCUCUUCUGAUUCACGUGUGUGCGGCAUGUUUGGUGUGGUGGCGGUCGGAAUGUACAUAUGCACAUAUCCCGCGCGCGCACACUCUCUCUCGCUCUCUCGCGUUGUCCAAAACUUUCGUCUGUGGGUGCCAUGGAGACUACAACAUCAAAAA
Molecule: messenger RNA, 847 nt
Organism: Emiliania huxleyi CCMP1516
Lineage: Eukaryota; Haptophyta; Isochrysidales; Noelaerhabdaceae
Product: light harvesting protein
Exons: 2
Coding region: 1-705 (234 amino acids)
Biological process (GO): photosynthesis, light harvesting in photosystem I; response to light stimulus
Cellular component (GO): membrane
Source: RefSeq, a predicted model, not a curated record